Messenger RNA from Diversispora eburnea, 1029 nucleotides. The record is from the annotation of a GenBank genome assembly. Lineage: Eukaryota; Fungi; Glomeromycota; Glomeromycetes; Diversisporales; Diversisporaceae.
AUGAAACUCGCUCAUGAAAAAUAUGGAAAAUUACCUUGGAAACGACUUUUUAUGCCAUCAAUAAAUAUAAGUCGUAAUGGAUUUCCUGUACCUGCAGAAUUAAGUAUUCGAUUAAUGGAAAUAGUAUUAAAUAAUCCAAUACUUUCAUCAAUAUAUGCUCCAAUCGAUGGUAAAUUAUUAAAAGAAGGAGAAACUUUAUACCGAACUAAUUACUCAAUAACUUUGGAAAAAAUUGCUAAUAAUUAUACCGAGUUUUAUAAGGGCUCAAUUGCAAAAUCAUUAAUAAAAACUAUUCAAGAUGCUGGUGGAAUAAUGAUUUUAGAAGAUUUAGUUAAUUAUCAUCCAGUAGUGCGUAAACCAAUUAUUGGUUAUUAUAAUGGACGAAAGAUAAUAACAACACCAGAGCCUGCAAGUGGUGUAGUAUUAAUAUUUUUAUUAAAUUUAUUGGAAAAAUAUGAAUUACAUAAGAUUGGUUUCGCUCGACGUACUGAAAUUGGGGAUUCUGCAUUUUUUGAAAAUAAGACUGAACACAAUUUACGUAUAUUGGAAUUAAUUUCCAAAGAAUAUGCUGAUAUAGUACGAAGAAAUUUAACAGAUGAUGAGACGCAUAACCCGAAUUAUUAUAAUCCAUUAUAUUCAGAAGUAAAUGAUCAUGGUACAGCACAUUUAUCUGCUAUUGAUAAUAAUGAUAUGGCAGUGUCAUUUACAUCUACUAAUAUGGGGUUCACUAGUAAAAAACCAUUAUCAUCUACAAUUCCAACAGUAAUAGAAAAAGAUGGUAAAUUGGAAUUAGUAAUUGGUGGAAGUGGUGGAACUAAAAUUAUUUCUGCUGUAUUACAGGCAUUCUUUGAGUCAGGAUUCUCAUUUAAAUUAAUAGAAAAUUUAUUGGAAAUUGGACAUGUGAUACAAAUGUCUAAUAUUCAUGAUAGAAGAUUUUCUGCUAUGGUACAAGCCGUUAGGAAAUUUAAUAAUAAUACAAUUCAUGCUGUUAGUGACUUUAGAAAACUUGGAAAAGCAGCAGGAUAUUAA